Messenger RNA from Salvia miltiorrhiza (redroot sage), 1045 nucleotides. Its product is annotated as acetylajmalan esterase-like. The transcript is spliced from 4 exons. Gene Ontology annotation, molecular function: hydrolase activity, acting on ester bonds. The coding region runs from base 168 to 1016 and encodes 282 amino acids. NCBI's taxonomy places the organism in Eukaryota, Viridiplantae, Streptophyta, Magnoliopsida, Lamiales, Lamiaceae. The record is from RefSeq and is a predicted model, not a curated record.
CUAUCACAAAAGUUAAUGAGAUUUGAGAGUGUAUGAAUUUUUAUAAAUAAUACUAAUAUUUAUUAUAUUUUUAUAACUAAUGAAAGUAUAUUAUACAUAUACGCAUGUAAUUAAAUUUUACUACACAUAAAAAUAUAAGUAAUUUUUGUUGGAUGUGAUUGGCAGCUAUGGCUCUUGGGCUUUCCCUGCUGAACCCUUAUUUAGACAAGAGUGCUUCAUUCAGAAAUGGAGUCAACUUUGCGGUUGCUGGGGCUACGGCGCUUAACUCUUCUUUCUUUGUUUCAAGGGGAAUUAUUGUUCCACCUGAUGUUGGCUCACUGGACCUUCAACUACGCUCCUUUUAUACGUACCUCGCCUCAAUUUGUUCCACCCCACGAGAAUGUAGUGAAUAUUUGAGACGGGCUCUGGUUUUCGUGGGUAGAAUUGGAGGAAAUGACAUCAAUUAUCCUUUAUCACAAGGCAGAUCCCUUGAAGAAAUCCGGACCUACGUGCCUCUCAUAAAUCAAGCUAUUUCCGAUGCCAUAAGAGAGAUUAUUCGAGCUGGUGCCUCGCGAGUAGUGGUUCCUGGAAAUUUUCCCAUUGGAUGCUUCCCUUACAUCCUUGCUGCUUUCGCUAGCAACGAUUCCACAAACUACGACGAACUUGGUUGUGUAAGAAGCGCCAACAAUCUUGUCGUUUAUCAAAAUAAUAACUUGCAAGCCACACUAAACACUCUCAGAAAGGAAUUUCCCGGUGUAGCCAUAAUCUAUGCAGACUACUACAAUGCUUUUCUAACAACUUUACGCCGUGCUCCCUUCAUCGGGUUUGAUCGAACAACUCUACUGACGCCAUGUUGUAAAAGCAGACAGUUCGAUCCUCUCAGUCUUGAAUUUUGUGGGAACCCAACUGUGCCGGUUUGUCCGAACCCCCAACAAUAUAUACAUUGGGAUGGCGUGCAUUUGACACAAGAAGCUUAUCAUCGUAUCUCCCAAAUUGUGAUACCUUAUAUUCUCCCCACAAUCAUAUGCUUACGUUGAACAAAUUAAUGCGCUACUAUAUAUAUAUU